Molecule: messenger RNA, 3721 nt
Organism: Spodoptera litura
Lineage: Eukaryota; Metazoa; Arthropoda; Insecta; Lepidoptera; Noctuidae
Product: WD repeat-containing protein CG11141
Molecular function (GO): protein binding
Source: RefSeq, a predicted model, not a curated record
AAAAUAAGUCAAACAAGACUUUCGUUUUUUAGGUUUUCGCGAAUAAUAAAUUAUUUAUUUCAUAAUUGUCAUGUAUUUGUGCUUUAUUACUUUUACUUUACAGUAUAUAAAUCAUAAGAAGUGCUAUUUAAUAAAUUAAAAUGGAAGUUUCUGGUGGUGCCGAGGAAGGUUUCGUGAGGGAAUGGGCCCCUUGUUCGCAUAUUUUAAAUUUAAUUCCGCCUAGGAUACAGACUGGGAUAUUUUCGAACGAGCUGUGCCUAACAUGUGUGGAUGCGGUGAGCGAGUACAUAGCCCUGGGGACCAACGUUGGGCUGGUGUAUUGGUACGAUCGGAAGAAAGGCAACAUUCAAAGACUGCGUUGCGAGGCAUCAACAUCUCCCAUAACGUAUGUGAAGAUAGUUAGCACAGUGGACUAUAUGGUGGGUGCAGGCAAUGCUGCCGGCCAGGUCAAUGUUUUCCAAAUACCUAAGGAGCAUCCCGAGAAUGUACCUGAAACAUUUAAACCUAAAGUUGAACCCAAAGUUGAAAGAUACACAAUAGGAGAUUUACACAAAAGUAAAAUUACAGCGAUAGAGUGGUCCAAAAACGGAAUGAGACUGUUUUCCGGCGACAAGAACGGCGUCAUUAUUAUGACUGAAAUAGAUUUCUAUAUGCACCUCUGUAAAUCAAUGGAGAUUGUGAACGAGGAACACGAGAUAGUACAGAUGAGUUACUAUCAGAACAGCUUGUUGGUAUCGAGUAUGUAUCGGACCAUCGUCUGCGAGCGACGCGACGGACGCUGGCAUGUCAACCAGCUUGGCAAGAAGGAACGAAAGAGCCUGUGUGCCCUGGGCGCAGUGUUCCAGUACUCGUACGCACGCGGCGGACCCGUGGCGGCAUACUGCGCCCGCCCUGGACUCAGGCUGUGGCGGGCAGACACACAGGGGAACGUACUGCAGACACUACUGUUUAAGGAAGCCAUAUCAAAUCCGUUGACAGUAGCUGAAUUAUUAAACCCCCGGCAACAAAAGCCGUCACCGACCGGUCGCGAGUACAACCUGGGUCCACUACACGUGUUCCGGGAACAUUUCCUUGUCUCACACAACGAUCAGAUCCUCUACAUACUGGACCCUCGCUCCCUCACCGCUGUAGCUGUCGUUGAUGACUUCAGAAAGAUCCUGUCAGUAUCGGUGCACAAGGACGAGGUGUGGGUACUGGAGGGCGCGCGCUCAUUGGUCCGCCUCGCGCAUGCGCCCGAGCCCGCUGUCCGCGCCGCAGAGGAGCCAAUAAACUUGAUGACGAAAUCGCUGACGUCAUCGAUCCAGCAGGCAGUCAAUUCAGUCCGCGACUUCACACACAUAGACCAGACGGUGCCCUAUAUAUCCAGCGUAUUAGAACAACCUAUAUCCAUGUUCACGAAGAACGAGAUCAUUGAGACCGGGACCGUAGCUAGUGCUGAGGAGUGCUUCGAACUCCCUCCCAUCAAACAUCUCCCCCACGACCUCUCGGAGAACGUUCUAGAGUCCAUAGUAAACGAGUUCAGAGAAGUGUCCAGUGAUGCUGAGGAAAUCAGACGAGUGAAGACCGAGGAGUUGCAAAGGAAGUUGAAGUUGUAUAAUAGUAUAAUGGAGAAGAAGUAUGAUGGGGAGUUGAUACAUAGUAGCAGGCGCAGUAGGCGGAGGGAUGGCGGGUCCGGUGGUAGUACGCCGCGCAUGGCUACCCCGGUCAGGAAGGCAGAUAAUGUCAGCUAUAAUAGCUCCUGUGUCAUGAAUAUUAGUACUUGCGGGACCAUAGCACAACCGAACGACGAACUACUAGAGAAGCAAAUAGAAGAGAAGGAGAAGAUACUAGCGAAGAUGUUGAACCUAGAGUCACUCAGUAUAAAUAGUCCAAAGCUGGACACGGAGACACCGCCGCCACCAGCGCCCACCUUCAGGCACAUCGACAUACAACCCACCGAGGUAACGCCCAAACACAUCCCUAAACCAAAAACACCAAUAAAGGACCCAAGCCCUAUAGACUUAGUGCCCAAAGUCGUACAACUACCUAACACGUGGAACUUAGAGAACAUAGAACUGAAAUUGGAGACAAAACAAAAUGGCUUCAAGGACCACUCGCUUCUAUCUCCAGACGACCAUUUAGAUAGCGAAUGGGAAAUAAUCUGAUACAGAAUGAUGUCUAAAUCUGGUUUGUUUUAUACACUGUGAAGUUGUACGUAUAAUACCAGAUUUGGUUGUGCAAUCCAAAAGUUGUGUGGACCGAUUGUACUUAGGACUCAUUUUAUAUUUAUUAUGGGUCAAAUAAUUGAAGUUUUCUGCUAAAAUACAUGUGCACUUUGGAAGCAUAAAUAACAUAAGCUGUUAGUUAUAUCAAUCACGCUAUAAAUUCUCAAUAGUGAUUAAAGGUAGAUUUCUUUCCUAAUUAAGGUGUAAUAAUAUAGAUACACAUUACACACGUAGGUAGAUACCUAUCUUGUGUUUUUAAUAAAUGCAAUUGUGAUAUUUGAUAAUUUAGUUAUGGUUAACACGAUAUUUGAUGCUUAUUUUGCAACCAGGCAAGGAUUGUGCAACCGCUAAAUAUAACGACGUAUGAAUAGUUGUAUUUCUCAAUAAAUAUAAGUAUGUGUCAGCAAUGUCAUCCUACACCGCAAUGUUUAGCUUAUGUGUUUUUGAUACAUGCUAUUUGUAUAAAUUUUGUUACAUUGGCAAUUAUUGUAAUUAAGUGUAAAAAGUAUUACUAUGUACGAUCACAAUUUUAUUUAGGUAAUACGGAUAAAGUUUUUCUUAAGUUCAAUUUAUAUAUUCUAUCGUAAUAACAUUUGUCACAAAUUUGAUGAGACAUAUUUAUGAAGCAGCUGUAGAUAUGAUGAGAUUAGAAACUAUAGGUUUAUUAAAACAAUGCAAAAAGAAACUAAAAUAUUUAUCACUUAGGUAGGUUUUUGUUCGAUUUUAUUCGAAAAUGGUUGGAUCGAUUUUGAUUUUUUUGACGACAACUCCAUACAAUCGUUUAUGUUAAUGAUUUCGGCCGUAAGUGAAAGGUAAUCGAUUUCUAAAAGUAGAUAUUGCUCUCGACAAAUGCAUUUAUAAUUAGGUUACAGACAGUAAUGGCAAUAUCAAUGUAAUAUCAGAUAAAUGUAAUAGUUUAAUUAUAUCCCUGAUACAUAGUCAUAGUUUGUAAUUGAAAGAACAAUUUAUUCUAGUAUUUCUUUGUAAGUUUGAAGAUAGCAUUACUUUUGAGGCUUAUAUUUAGGUGUUAAGUGUGCCCUUACUAUGAUAAUAUAUAGGAACUUUUUUGUCAAUAUAAUGGCAUUAUACUUUAAAAAAGGUCUAUACUUUAAAAAGGUUUCAUGCAAUUUAUAAAUCACUUUUAUACAAGGAUAAUUUGUAUGAUACAUAGAAUGUUUAGUUACAUAAGAAACAUUUUUUAACAUUGCUCCAUGGUAUUCUCUUGUGUCAUGGGUGUAAAUACAAGAUUUGGAUUUAACUCGUCGAGUACCGUCAUUAUAGACACAAUUAUAGAACAAUAGGUUGCGGUCACCGGUGUCCGCUUAUUGUUUGACAGUUUAAUCUGAUCACACCAAGAAUUGUUUCGUAGGGGAAUAGAACGAAUACGUCCAACCUACCAACAAUCCGACCAACCAAACCAGCUACUGCGCCAACCGAGCAAUCAAUAUGAUCAUAUUUACAUCACAUCAACAGCCUUAGAAGUGGCCACUGCUGACCAAAGACCUCUUCUCACACGG